AUGUACGCGUAUGAGAAACAACAUUUUAUACCGGAAGCCCAGUGGGUCCAAAUUCAGCAGACGACUUUUAUAAAUUGGCUGAACGAACAGCUGAAAAACCGGAAAAUUCUGCUGAGUGAUUUGAAAGAGGACAUCCGGGACGGUGUAAUCCUGAUUAUGCUGCUUGAGGAACUCGCCAAUAAAUCCAUCAUAAACUACGUUCAAGGGCCUCAAACUCAGCACGAAAAGCUUCAAAAUGUGGGCAUGGCACUGGACGUGUUUUCACGAGAUGGGGUCAAGGUCACAAAUAUUGGUAAUACGGAUAUAGUACGAGGAAAUGUAAAGGUGAUUCUAACUCUGAUCUGGCAGCUGAUUUUACGGUACCAAGUUGGUCUGUCAGCCGUUCAGCACCGCCAGUGGUUCCUGAAAUGGUUAAAGGCAGUUCUGCCUGAUCAGCAUAUUUCAAACUUUGGUCGGGAUUGGAAUGACGGAGUUGUUUUAUAUGCCUUAAUAGAAUUCUGCAGACCGGGUUUGUGUCCAAAUUUGGAAAAUAUUAGCCGACAUGACAGAUUGAACAAUUGUCGUAAUGCUAUGAAGCUAGCCAGGCAGCAUCUACGGGUGCCCAUCGUUCUCCGACCAGAGGAUCUAGCCAGUCCGGAUUUGGACGAAAGAUCGGCCAUUACCUACCUGUCGUACUUCAUUAAAUAUGGCGGACCCGGAUACUUGGCUACCCUAGAGAGGAUACAGAACAGGAUUCGAUCCAGAACUAUUAGGAACUUUACGGUAAGUGACUUGCUUUAG
This is a messenger RNA of Lottia gigantea (owl limpet), 780 nucleotides long. RefSeq lists its product as hypothetical. Lineage: Eukaryota; Metazoa; Mollusca; Gastropoda; Lottiidae. Gene Ontology annotation, biological process: actin cytoskeleton organization. The transcript is spliced from 4 exons. The coding region runs from base 1 to 780 and encodes 259 amino acids. Gene Ontology annotation, molecular function: actin filament binding. The record is from RefSeq and is a predicted model, not a curated record.